AGCGGCAGCUGGGGCGGCAGGUGAGGCGCUGUUCCAUUCCCUGCCCGUGUGUCCGGCGGCGUCAGGUGCUCAGACCCGAGGGCAGGCGAAGGGGUUGGGCUUCACAGGAACCCGGGGCGGGAGUCGGCCGCCUGGAGGCUCUCGGGACCACUGCUUAACGCUGGGCCCACCCUAGACCUCGAUUCUGCUCUCAGCCAGGCCGAGGCUCGCAGGGAUCCCCGAGGAGCCCCAGUUCGGCCUCGAUGGAGCUCCUCCCGCCGCCGCUGCCGCAGUCCUCCCUGUUGCUGCUGCAGUUACUGCUACAGUCUGCGAUGCCCGCAGCAAGCCGGGACUGGCAGUGCCCGCGCACUCCCUAUGCGGCCUCCCGUAACUUUGACGUGAGGUAUGUGGUGCCCAGCUAUUCUGCUGGCGGCCCGGUACAGGCCAUAGCGACGUACGAGGGCGGCAGGGAUGGGAGUGCCGUGUUUGUGGCCACACGCAAUCACCUGCACGUGCUUGGACCUGACCUGCAGACUGUUGAGAGCCUGACCACUGGCCCUGCCGGGGACUCUGGCUGCCAGACAUGCGCAGCCUGUGGCCCGGGCCCACACGGCCCACCAGGCGACACAGAUACGCUGGUGCUGGUGCUGGAGCCGGCGCUGCCCGCGCUGGUGAGCUGUGGAACGAGCCUGCUGGGCCGCUGCUUCCUGCAUGAGCUGGAGCACCGUGGGACAGCCCUGCAUCUGGCGGCGCCAGCGUGUCUCUUCUCGGCCCACCAAAAUCAGCCGGAGGACUGCCCUGACUGUGUGGCCAGCCCACUGGGCACUCGCGUGACCGUGGUUGAGCAGGGCCAGGCCUCCUACUUCUACGUGGCGUCCUCCCUGGACUCAGCCGUGGCCGCAAGCUUCAGCCCACGUUCAGUAUCCAUCCGGCGCCUCAAGGCCGACAUCUCAGGAUUUGCCCCAGGCUUUGCAGCGCUGUCAGUGAUGCCUGAGCAUCUCGCCUCCUACCGUAUCCAAUACGUGCACAGCUUCCGCGCGGGAGCCUUUGUCUACUUCCUGACCGUGCAGCCGGCCAGCGUGACAGACGCUCCUGGUGCCCUGCACACGCGCCUGGCACGGCUCAGCGCCACUGAGACGGAACUGGACGAUUACCGGGAGCUGGUCCUCGAUUGCCGUUUUGCGCCUAAGCGCCGUCGUCGCGGGGCCCCAAAGGGCGGGCAGCCCUACCCAGUGCUGCGGGCAGCCCACUCAGCUCCUGUGGGCGCCCAACUGGCGGCUGAACUGAGCAUUGCCGAAGGCCAGGAAGUGCUAUUCGGGGUCUUCGCGGCUGGCGGGGAGGGCGGUUCCGGCGUGGGCCCCAAUUCUGUCGUCUGUGCCUUUCCUAUUGACCUGCUGGACACCCUAAUCGAUGAGGGUGUGGAGCGCUGUUGUGAGUCCCCAGUCCCUCCGGGCCUCCGGCGAGGCCUCGACUUCUUCCAGUCGCCUAGUUUUUGCCCCAAUCCGCCCAUCCUGGAGGCCCCCAGCCCCAACACCAGCUGUCGCCACUUUCCUCUGCUGGUCAGCAGCAGCUUCUCACGUGUGGACUUAUUCAAUGGGCUGCUGGGACAGGUGCAGGUCACUGCACUGCAUGUGACACGUCUUGAUAAUGUCACAGUGGCUCACAUGGGCACAGCUGAUGGGCGUAUCCUGCAGGUGGAACUGGCCAGGUCACUCAACUACUUGCUGUAUGUGUCCAACUUCUCGCUGGGCAGCAAUGGGCAGCCUGUGCAGCGGGACAUCAGUCGCCUUGGGGACCACCUACUUUUUGCCUCUGGGAACCAGGUCUUCCAGGUACCUAUCCGGGGCCCUGGCUGCCACCACUUCCUCACCUGCAGGCAUUGCCUGCGGGCACAGCGUUUCAUGGGCUGUGGCUGGUGUGGAGGCAUGUGCGGCCGGCAGGAGGAAUGUCCUGGCUCCUGGCAACAGGAUCACUGCCCACCUGAGCUUACCAAGUUCUACCCCCACAGUGGACCCCUAAGGGGCAGUAUGAGACUGACUCUGUGUGGCUCCAACUUCUACCCGCAUCCUCCUGGUCUGAUGCCUGAGGGAACCCAUCAGGUUACUGUGGGCCAAAGUCCCUGCCGGCUGCUGCCCAAGGAUUCUUCGAACCUCAGCCCAGUUCCCCAGAAGGACUUCGUAGAGGAGCUUGAGUGUGAGCUGGAACCCUUGGGCACCCAGGCAGUGGGGCCUACCAACGUGAGCCUCACAGUGACUAACAUGCCACCAGGCAGGCACUUCCGGGUAGAUGGCACCUCUGUGCUGGGAGGCUUCUCUUUCAUGGAGCCAGUGCUGACAGCAGUGCAACCCCUCUUUGGCCCACGGGCAGGGGGCACCCUUCUCACCCUUGAAGGCCAGAGCCUUUCUGUAGGCACCAGCCGGGCUGUACUGGUCAAUGGGACUGAAUGCCUGCUGGAACGGGUCAGCGAGGGGCAGCUUUUAUGUGUCACACCCCCUGGGGCUGCCACGGCCAGUGUUCCCCUCCGCCUGCAGGUGGGGGGUGCUGAGGUGCCUGGGUCCUGGACUUUUCACUAUAGGGAAGACCCCAUCUUGCUGGGCAUUAACCCCAACUGCGGCUACACUGGCUCCCAUGUCACCAUCCAUGGCCAGCAUCUGACUUCAGUGUGGCAUCUAGUGCUGUCAUUCCAUGAUGGGCUUAGGGAGGUGGAGAAAAGGUGUGAGGGGCAACUUCCGGAGCAGCAUCAGUGCCGCCUGCCUGACUAUGUGGUCCGAGACCCCCAGGGGUGGGUGACAGGUAGUCUACGUGCCCAGGGGGAUGGAGCUGCUGGCUUCACACUGCCUGGUUUUCGCUUCCUACCACCACCCCGUCCACCAAGUACCAACCUAGCCCCACUAAAGCCUGAGGAGGCUGCCAUUAAGUUUGAGUAUAUUGGGCUGGGCGCUGUGGCUGACUGCGUGGAUGUGAAUGUGACUGUGGGUGGUGAGAGCUGCCAGCAUGAGCUCCGGGGGGAUGUGGUUGUGUGUCCCCUAACCCCCUCCCUGCAACUUGGCACGGAUGGCGCCCCACUUCAGGUCUGCGUGGAUGGUGGGUGUCACAUCCUGGGUAGGGUGGUGCGGCCAGGCCCAGAGGGGACCCCACAGAGCAUACUCCUUGGUGUCCUGCUGGCCUUGCUCGUGCUUGUGGCUGCACUGGCUGCCGCUCUGAUCUUCAACUAUUGGUGGCGAAGGAAGCAGCGAGUCCUUUCUCCUGACCUGGAUGACCUGGCUUCCCUGGACCAGACUGCUGGAGCCAUGUCCUUGCCUAUGCUCCACUCGGGCUCUGACUGCAGAAAAGGCAUUGCACUUGCUGCCACUGAUGGUCUGGAUUCCACCACUUGGGUCCACAGAACAUCCUCAGACAGCAGGGAUGCAUCCCAUGUCCCACUGCUAUGGACAGAAUCCAUCCAGUUCAGGGACCUGGACUCUGCACUCUUGGCUGAGGUCAAGGAUGUGCUGAUUCCCCAUGAGCGGGUGGUCACCCACAGUAACCGCAUCAUUGGCAAAGGCCACUUUGGAAUUGUCUACCAUGGAGAAUACAUAGACCAGGCCCAGAAUCGAAUCCAUUGUGCCAUCAAGUCACUGAGUCGCAUCACAGAGGUGCAGGAGGUGGAGGCCUUCCUGCGAGAGGGGCUGCUCAUGCGUGGCCUGCACCACCCAAACGUGCUGGCUCUCAUCGGUAUCAUGCUGCCCCCUGAGGGGCUGCCCCGUGUGCUGCUGCCCUAUAUGCGCCAUGGAGACCUGCUCCAAUUCAUCCGCUCACCUCAGCGGAAUCCUACCGUGAAGGACCUCAUCAGCUUCGGCCUGCAGGUAGCCCGCGGCAUGGAGUACCUGGCAGAGCAGAAGUUUGUGCACAGGGACCUGGCUGCUCGAAAUUGCAUGCUGGACGAGUCAUUCACAGUCAAGGUGGCUGAUUUUGGUCUGGCCCGUGGUGUUCUGGACAAGGAGUACUAUAGUGUUCAACAGCACCGCCAUGCUCGCCUACCUGUCAAGUGGAUGGCACUGGAGAGCCUGCAGACCUACAGAUUCACCACCAAGUCUGAUGUGUGGUCAUUUGGUGUGCUGUUGUGGGAAUUGCUGACACGGGGUGCCCCACCAUACCCCCACAUCGACCCAUUUGACAUCACCCACUUCCUGGCCCAGGGUCGGCGCCUUCCCCAGCCUGAGUAUUGCCCCAAUUCUCUGUACCAAGUGAUGCAGCGAUGCUGGGAGGUGGAACCGACAGCACGACCCACCUUCAGAACACUAGUGGGGGAAGUGGAGCGGGUAGUGGCCUCACUGCUUGGAGACCACUAUGUGCAGCUUCCCACAGCCUAUGUGAACCUGGGCCCCAGCACCUCUGAUGAGGUGAAUGUGCUCCCAGAACGGCUGCAGUCCCCACUCACACAUAGGAGCACAUGGCGGCCCCGGCCCCUUUCAGAGCCACCUCGGCCCCUUUGACCUAAGCCCUAGGCUGGCCCAUGGAGCUAGACCUACUUAGCGGCCUUGAGGUGACCGCAAGCUGCCUCUGGGCCAUGCCAGGCCUGAGGACAGUGGGCCUCCACCUUGUCCCUGCCCUUUAAAUGUCAGAGGCAAUAGGUGAACGGGGCAAAUUAGGUUCCUCACUCCACAGAGUGAGCCAGUAAGGACAAUCCUCUGCCACACAUAUUUAUGGAGUGCCUGCUGUGUACCCUACCUGCUGAGCACGGGGCUCAGCAGUGACGACACAGACACUGACCUUUGAACCAGUAAAAGAGUAAAUGAAUAUUCAAGUACAAA
Molecule: messenger RNA, 4772 nt
Organism: Galeopterus variegatus (Sunda flying lemur)
Lineage: Eukaryota; Metazoa; Chordata; Mammalia; Dermoptera; Cynocephalidae
Gene: MST1R
Product: macrophage stimulating 1 receptor (c-met-related tyrosine kinase)
Exons: 21
Coding region: 243-4454 (1403 amino acids)
Biological process (GO): multicellular organism development; positive regulation of kinase activity; cell surface receptor protein tyrosine kinase signaling pathway
Cellular component (GO): membrane; signaling receptor complex
Molecular function (GO): protein binding; transmembrane receptor protein tyrosine kinase activity; ATP binding
Source: RefSeq, a predicted model, not a curated record